Molecule: messenger RNA, 5208 nt
Organism: Aethina tumida (small hive beetle)
Lineage: Eukaryota; Metazoa; Arthropoda; Insecta; Coleoptera; Nitidulidae
Product: titin homolog
Exons: 3
Coding region: 239-3904 (1221 amino acids)
Source: RefSeq, a predicted model, not a curated record
UUAUUUUAUGUCAUCAGCAAAUUCUGUGGACGAACGCAACAAGUGUUUGUGUUAAAUUACUAAAAAUAUCCACGUGUGUGACGAAAAAACUCCCCCGUGCCGUGUUGUGAUGUUAGGGCGUUGCGGUCGCGGGCGUAGUGCGGUCCUGGCCCCGUUGAAAAUGUUCGCCUGAAAGCGCCAAGCCCCAGCUGAUUAUCCACGGCUUGGAUCGCCCAAUGCGACGCUGAAUAUCAAAAACAUGACGAAGAAAAAAACGGAACUGUACAAGAGAACCGGGAAAUCUUCGAUAAGCGUCCGUCACUUCGUCAGGAACCUCAAGGAGAACGACCUGCAUUUCGACAACAAACAAAUAACCCAGUGCGUGUUUUUGGGUGUUUUGCGAUUGAAGCCGGUGCCGAGCAUAUUCAGGACCGACGUCAAGCCCUCCAAACAGGCCAACUUGAGGCCCGUGAACGCUGCCACCCUCGCCAAAAUCAAAAGUGAGCCGACCGUUAAGGUGGUGACCAAACCCGACAUCAAAAAGUCGGACAACAAAAAGCAAGGGGCGCAAGGUAGGGUCAAGAAAAACACGCAGAAAGUCAAGGAGGCGGUCAAGAAAAAGAAUCUGAUCAAAAUCAAACUCACACCAAAGAAGAAGCCCACGAAAGACAAGCCGGUGAACAAAAAGGAGAAACCGAAGGACUUGCCCAAGCCCAAGAUGGAGCCAAAGCAAAGCCAGUCCAGGUCUCCCACACCACCACAACCCAAACCGGCUGUCCCUGACAAGGAUAACUUCAGCAACAAGAAGAAAACUUACAAAAUCAUAAACUCGCCCAAAAAGUUGCUGGCGACUGUCAUCAAAGAUCUUCCCGUCCCUGAGGUGCCAAUUGAUGAGGUAAUUAACCCAGUACACUUUUUAAUAAACAAAAUGAAGCAAAAGCAGGCUGAAUGCCGGAAUGCCUUGUUGAACUCAAACCCAGAACAAUCCGAUAACACCCUUGCAACCACCAGCAAAAAGGUGACGCCAGCCAAAAAAUUAACAACCGACAAAAAACCAGUAAAAAGCAAACCAGUCGAAAAGCAAGACAAAAAGAUGCCCGAAAGGAGUGGCAAACUUGAGCCGGCUAAGACCCCCAAAAGGCCCAGACUGGACGAACUUACCAAAGAAACGCUGAUGAAAGUGCCGGCGGAGGCGGAGAAGGUGCCCAAGCCCAGAGGCAGGAAGUCGAACACCUCCAUGGACCUCAAAGCCUUGGCAAUCAAAUCCGAGACUCUGGACGAAGAGGCGGAGAACAACAACAAAUCCGAGGACAUAAUUAUAAUACCGGACGAGUUGCCCAGCCCCUCCGCCAUCGAGUCGGCCAAAACCCUCCAAGUCGUCCAGCAAAAGCCGGAACACGACGUCAUCUACGUAAGUACGGAGUUGAGCCCUAAAAGCUUGAAAAUCAAGGAGCGCACCUCGCCCAGAUUGUGGAACGCCACUCAGAACGAGCCGCUGACGGUGCAGACUAAGCCUGACGACGUUAUUUUGGUGGGUGAGGACGCCAAAGUUCCUAGAGUCAAAGAACGCACUUCCCCCAGGAUUAAGGCUGAAAAGCCGGAUGAUUCGCCCAAAGUUCCGGAGAAACAGAAAGAAAGGACCUCUCCGAGGACCAAAUCCUUGGACAAGGAUACUAAAGUUGAGGACAAACCUGUGGAGGACAAAACUCCGGCGGGUAAAGCACAGAAGAAGCAGUUGAAAACUGAAGGUGAAGAAGUAAGACCCCAGAAAGUGUUGAGGAAGUCAAUCGGGUCUCCUCAGCGGGAUGAAAGUGCUGGACGACGCCUCACAAGACAGUCACUGAAGUCUGAUUGUGUACUAGAGACGUCCGACUCAAACAAUAGGGCCAAAAGGAGGUCCUUAAACCCGAACGCUAAAUUAAAUCCCGAAACUGAUGUGCCCAAACAAAUCCCCGACGUCAACGACAACUCCAAGCCGUUGAGUGUGCAGAAAAAGCGGGGCAGGAAGUCGUUCAAGCUGUCUGAAGUGCAGCCCAAGGACGAGUGUCCCGACGAGGACGACAAUAAGAUGGAGAAACAAGUUGAGCCUCCGGAAUCGUCGGAGCCUGAAGAUAAACCUGUUAUCCAGUCUCUGCCUGAGGUUACUGUGGAUGAUGAAGCCGUUGAAAGCAUCAGCAAAGAUGUUGAGGAAACCACCGGACGUAUUAACUCCAUCGUGGCCAAAGUGGCAGACCUGGAACAAGACGCCAAGUCGAAAAAGGCUUCCCGGGUCACCAGGUCCAACCCAACGGGCGAGAGCCAACAGGAACCAAGCAACAAAAACAAAAGGAAAAGUCUCAAACAAAAGGCCGCAAGUAAAGUGUUGGUGGUGGACGAAAACGUGGACAAGUCGCCGGAAAUCGAAAUCGUCGGCGACGACAAGACUGAAAAAACUGAGGUCAAAGACGACAGUUCCAAGGUGGCCAGGGUCAAGCCCAUAAUGAUGCAGGACAAGCCGCAAGAGCCGGAACAGGGCACCAAGAAGGAUUUGUACGAAUUCGACGAGUCGGAAGCUGAGGAGCUGUUGGUUCUACGUACGCCGUCCCCCAAGAAACAGGACCAGUCCAACGAGUCCAUAAAGCACGAAAACGCCUCAUCCGACGAGUCACCUUCGGAGAAGCCUUCGGCUAGGAAGAGGGGCAGACCGAAGAAGGUGCCAGGGGACACUCCGGACAUUAAGACUGAACCGACCGCCAAGGUGGCCAAGGGUAGGCCCUCCAAGGGCAAAAAGUUGGUGGACACGAGACCCAUCACCGAUUUCAUCGACUUGGUGAACGAUAAAACACCGGCGAAACAGCCGGAGACGGUGGCAGUGGCUGUCGAGCCCCCGACUGCGCCUUCACCAAUUAAGGCACCAGCUUCCCCGGUUAAAUCGCCUUUGAAGUCGCCUUUAAAGCAGCAGUCACUGAAGGAUAUGUUCGCCGCAGCCCGCAUAAAGCAGGAGAAGCAGGCGGAAAUCGACGCCGUGUUCACCAAGCCCAGCCCACCGCAGGACAACCAGUCCUCCCCCAAGGAAAACGCCGUGGAUACCACUCGCCAGAAGAGCGACAGCGUGGGUAAGUCCCCCCUGAUGGAGUCCAACAGCCAGUUCUUCGACGGAGACGGAGACGACUCCGAUUACGACGACGACACGCAGAGCAACAAGGAGUGGCUGCCCGAGGACUAUGCGGAGUACAAGAUGAAGUUCUCCGCCAAGAAGAUCGACGCCUACAAGGCCAUAUAUAAAUGCAAGGUGUGCCUGAAACUGUGCUCCAGCUACUACAGGCUCAACAAGCACAAGAGGACGCACGAGGCGUUGGAGAAGCCGUACGAAUGUCCGACUUGUUCGGAGAGUUUCAGCGUCAUCGAGGACUUCAACGCACAUUUGCGGGCACACAAAGGCAAAGAACCUUACAUGUGCAAAAAGUGCCACAAGGGCUUCCAAACGAAGGAGGAGCUGGAGAAGCACGAGCCGAUCCACGUGCUGAAGAAGGCGAAGGCGGUCGACAAGAAGUUCAGGUGCGACAUGUGCGCCAAGGAGUUCGGCAAACUGUGCGACAUGGAGCGGCACAUGCGCGUGCACACCGGCGAGAAGCCCAGCGUGUGCAACAUAUGCCACAAGCGGUUCCAGCAGUCGUACAACCUGAGCAAGCACCUGAUCACCCACCUCAACCUCAAGCCGUUCCAGUGCGAGAUAUGCAACAAGAACUUCGGAAGGAACGACGUACUGAACAGACACUUGCUCACGCACUCAGUGACGAAGCCGUUCAAGUGCUCCUACUGCGAGAAGGGUUUCAUCAGGCAGAUCCAGAUGGACAAGCACAUUAAGAAGGCCCACAAGGAUAAGUUACCGACGGAACCAGUUCAGGCUGCUCCAGCUCAAGAGGCGGUCGCUGCCAACAGUUAGGGCGAUCUUAAAAUUUUUGACAAUUGAGUAAGACUUGAUCUUUUAUUUUUGACUCCGGAGCUGGAUUGUAAAACUUUACGAAAGUUCUCACAAUUUAUCAACGAACUGAAUGUGAGACUGUAGUUUAAAACGUGUAAACCAUUAUACAUUUUAUAUUAUUUUUUGUGUGGACUAUCUUUGCUUAAUAUUUUUAGCAUCAACUUAUUAUUUACAUUUAUAAAAGUAAGUACAAGUAGUAUAUUUUUAUUCGACGAUACAAGAACAAGGAUUGCUGGUUUUUACAUAUCAAUUCCUUGAUUAUUGUUUGCUCUAAAAGUAAAUAGUUAUGACCAACUUAUAGGGCAAUAAUAUUUUUAUUAAAUCUACGAAUUGUCAACUGUAAAUAAAUUAAUAAUCGUCUUUUGUUUGUAUUUUUCAAUAGACAAUAACGUUAGGCAAUAACUAGAGUUAUCAUAUAUCCACUUUUUGUACUUAUAAAAUAUAUUUUCCUACCAAAAUCACUAGAAUUGUGCCUUACAAUAAAUAAUACAUAUAAUUUUUUAUAAUUUCAAAUCAUGCAUGUAAUAAGCUUUAUACACAGUGGUCAAUUAUAAACGAGCUUAAAAAGCAAUUUUUUUACCUCAGCGACAAAUACAUAAACCUUGUUUAAAAGUGGUGGAUAAUGUACAUAGAUUGUUGUGAUUUUGUUCUACCAUGUAGAACUAGUGAUUGUAUAAAUAUACACAUUGAAGUUAAUCUCGCUGUACCGAGCUCAGGCCUUUAAUAACUGAUUGCCAGAUUAUUUACCAAUCCAACUAUUUUAUUAAAGAGACAGAAUCAGUUAUUGGAAACCUGAUGAUCGUAUUUAACUCAUGGAAGGUGCUCAUAUGUAUUUUGUUAAUUAAAUAAUUGGAUAUUAUUGAACUGAAGAAAUCAGUUUAGGUUGUUGAAUAUUAAUUGUUAGUUUUGUCCCGUCUAAAUUCUCGGAGUGGCUAUUUUUGUUCGAGCAAUAAAACGUACGUGUAUGUAGAAAAUCACAAUGGUCAUAUUUAGGUUUGGAACGAGGGUUUUGUUUUAUUGUGAUACAUAGAACAAAUUAAAGAGUGCCUUGAACUGUAGCAAAAUACAUGUGCCUUUUUGUCAUUCUUAUUGAAAACAUAUAUAAUUUAUUUAUAACUUCUUAGUAUUGAUAUGUAUUAUUUAAGGAUUAGUUUAUUACACAUAUUUUUAAGUGCUAUGUUCUAAUUUAAUCCAGAAAAAACAUAUUAUUUUCUGGCGGUGUUAUGCGCCGCAUUUUUUACAAAAUAAAAACCAUAAAACUGUAA